AUGAAAUAAUCCCACCAGAAUAGAAUGCUCUACAAAUUGCUUUAAUCAAAGUCAUUACGCAGUAUGUUUUCUCCUGGCAAGGAAUCGAUCAUAACGGAUCCAAAUAGAGUCAAGGAAAAAUGUCUCAAACACAACUUGAAAGCUAGAUUUAGUUACAACACUUAAUAAUUAUGUGAAAUAUGUGCUAUUGAGUGUGCAUAUGAUCACCAACAAUUAUAGCAUAUAAAGAGUGGAAUAAUUUUGCAUCCAUUUUAAGAAUUAAAGAGUGGAACGGCGAAAACAGAAUUUGUGCAAUUAAGUGAAAAAGUAAAAGAAUUAAAAAAUUGCAAAUAAAAGUAAAGCAUCUUAAUGCAAUUUACUAAUUAGUUGGAAUUGGUUUAAGCUAAAGUUCAAUCAUUAUUUGAGUAGGUUAAUGUAAUUAAUACAUAUGGAAUAACAAGAUUUUAGGAAAUAUAGAUUAAACAAAUUUGUAAAAAGCUGGAGUAUAGAUUAUUAGAAUUAACACGUAAUAGACAAUCAGUUUCAACUUACAAUUAUCAUUAAUUUUAAAUAAAAUUAAAUAACUAUUAAGAUGAUAUAUUAUUAAUGAAAAAGGAUAUUGAAGACAAUUUAGAGAGCAUCAUAAAUAAGAUGGAAAUAGUUCCAUUAAAUGAAAUAAUCCAAAAAUAUCAAAUGAAAUUAGACUUUUAUGAGAGUGAAUGCAAUUAGACAAGACAAUUAUAUUAAUAAAUAUUGAAUAUGUUUUAUAUAGAAUUAUAGAGAAUGAGUAAAUAAUGA
Messenger RNA from Paramecium tetraurelia, 777 nucleotides. RefSeq lists its product as uncharacterized. Lineage: Eukaryota; Ciliophora; Oligohymenophorea; Peniculida; Parameciidae. The record is from RefSeq and is a predicted model, not a curated record. The transcript is spliced from 2 exons.